UGUCUAUCUUCCUCUCAAGAUUGAACCUUUCGAUUACUUUCUGCAAUGAAAGCCACUAACCUUAGGAACCCCUUAUCCAAAUUAAGUUAAAAACACUAUGGACAUUGUUGAAGAUAUUGUGAUUGCAGGAGCUGGACUUGCUGGCCUUACUACUGCGUUGGGACUUCACAGGCUGGGAAUUCGAAGUUUGGUUUUGGAAGCCUCAAAUAGAUUGAGGACCACUGGAUUUGCAUUUCUGUCAUGGAACAAUGCUUGGAAGGCCCUCGAUGCUGUUGGUGUUGGAGAAACUCUCCGCCAGCAGCAUAAGCAGUUUCAGAGUUUUGGUGGUUACUCCUUGGUUUCUGGGAAAAUCAAUUCAGAGUUAUUAUUUAAAGAGCAUGAAGUACGUUGUCUGAAGAGACAACUUUUGGUGGAAGCUCUGGAAAAGGAACUCCCGAGUGGUACAAUUAGGUACUCCUCCAAAGUGGUUUCCAUCGAGGAAUCUGGUCACUUUAAAUUGGUUCAUCUUGCUGAUGGAACAAUUAUCAAAACAAAGGUCUUGAUUGGGUGUGAUGGAGUUAACUCUGUGGUGGCAAAGUGGCUCGGUUUUGAUCCACCUGUUUUUACAGGAAGAUCAGCCAUUAGGGCUUAUGCAGAUCUCAAAGGUGGCCAUGGUUUGGGGCCAAAGAUCAGUAUGUUCUUUGGCAAUGACAUUCGAACAGGUUACCUCCCUUGUGAUGAUCAAACUGUGUACUGGUUCUUGGCUUAUAAUGCAUCCUCCAACCAAGAUAAAGAGCUUGAGGAAAACCCAGCUAAAUUGAAGCAAUUUGCAUUAAGCAAGAUUGGAAAUUUGCCUGAUAAAUUGAAAUCUGUUGUUGAAGGCACUCAGCUAGAUAGUAUUAUAACAUCUCCAUUGAGAUACAGACGCCCUUGGGACUUAUUGUGGGGAAAUAUCAGUAAGGGUAAUGUCUGUGUUGCGGGUGAUGCCCUGCACCCCAUGACCCCAGACAUUGGCCAAGGUGGAUGUGCUGCUUUGGAAGAUGGUGUUGUUCUGUCCAGAUGUCUUGCCGAGGCCUUAUCGAAAUCAGGGGAGGAAGAAUGGAAGAGGAUUGAAAUGGGAUUAGAGAAAUAUUCCAGAGAGAGGAGAUGGAGAAGCAUUGAGCUCAUUAGCACGGCUUAUGCAAGUGGGGCUAUACAAAACAGGGGUAGUGGAAAGAUAAUGAAUUUCUUGAGGGAUAAAUUUCUGAACAAAUUCUUCCUUGGAUUAAUGCUUGGGAGGGCUAGCUUUGAUUGUGGGAAGCUCAGUGUUUCUUGAAAGAACCAUUUGUGCUUCUGUUAUGCCCAUUUGUUUGAAAUCCAUUAAAUAUUUUACUGUUUUGAGUUAUGAAAUGCAAAGAAGCUUACAUCACCAGUUUGGACUUUGGAAGUGGUACUUUCAGUUUUAUUCGGUCCGAAUGCUCAAUUUCAAAAGGGAUUAGAGAAAUGAAUAACACAUACGUUA
Rubroshorea leprosula is the source of this 1480-nucleotide messenger RNA. Lineage: Eukaryota; Viridiplantae; Streptophyta; Magnoliopsida; Malvales; Dipterocarpaceae. The record is from the annotation of a GenBank genome assembly.